AUGUAUUAUAUGAAUAUUAUGGCUCUGGGUCAUGCUGUAGUAGUCUGGGAAUGGGAAAAUCGCAACGGAAGAUGGAAACCACAUAGUCCUGAAGUUGCACAACUUUUAGAAAGAGCUCAUUUUAAAAAGUUGACUAGAGUUAUACUUAGAGAUGCUGAUCCCAAACUAGAAUCAUUUGUUAACCUGAGAACAAUGUAUCAGUGUUCUGAAGAAAAUGAAGGAGCGUUUUUGGCGGUUCGAAGAUCUUAUUAUCCAGCUAGUUCUCUACCAGGUAAAGGAGCUAGAUGGGAAUGGGCUGGUGAUAUUUCCGGAGAAUGGCAUACUUAUGAUAUGGAAUCUCAGUGUUUUUUAGAAACAGCAUACGCUAUGGGCUGUCAAAUAAUUGAUGUCAGUAAAACAUAUUUAGGCUUUCCAUAUACCAUUGACUUUUGUAAUAUGACCCAAGUGAGAAAUGAUAGUGGUCAUAAAAAAAAUAUUAGACGAGUCAAUCAAGCACCUUAUCCACUAGUAAAAAUACAAUCAGAUGAAGUGAUUCAGUUUAAUGAUAGAGCAGUCAUUGACACUAUUAGAAAUCUUUCACUUUUAGAAAAAUCUGCUAGAAAAUCUAAUUCAGACUGUAUAGAAACACUUACCAAAAAACAAUUACAAUGUAAAAAAAAUAAGCAAAUGACUUCUGAUAAUUACCAUAGUGGAACAAAUAUAGCUCGAACUCUACUAAAUAUUUUUGCUAACAAAAAUCCAUCUUCACUCUCACGGGAAACUCAGUGGCCUUUAGCAUCCGCAAUCAAUAAAAGUUGUAAUACAUCUAUUAAAUCAGAUUCAUCAAUUAUAGACUUAGAUAUAAGUAGUAAUCGUAGCGGUAGGCGUCCUAGUGUAGAUACUGUAUCUACUUACUUAAGUCAUGAUAGCCAUGAACAUCGAACCUCACGGUGUGAUCUUUUAGAUUAUUCAGGUGGUAGUAUUGGAAGUGAUGAUGUGUUUGAGUAUCAGCAUAAGUCCAGUGAAAAUAGGAAUCAAUCAGUUUUUGGAAUAAAUUCAGUUAGUGAAAAAUUAUCUCAUUAUGUUCAAAUUGUGGAUGAUUUUUGGCCAGGACUUGAUUCUUUAUGCCCUUAUUGCCAAAAUCCACUCACAUCAUCUAACUCAAGUAAAGUUCUUGUGGUAGCUUUAAGUCAGUGCCAACACAGGAUGCACCUUGCAUGUCUUAAUUCAGUUUUAAAUAAUCAACCUAACUCUAACCAGUUUAUGUAUAUUCAAUGUCCAAUCUGCUUAAAAGUAUAUGGAGAAAAAAGAGGAAAUCAGCCACCCGGUACUAUGAAAUACACUUACUUAAAUCGUUCAUUGCCUGGUUAUGGUAGCACUAGAACUAUCCAAAUAACUUACGAGAUAUCAUCUGGUAUUCAAGGGGAAGAACACCCUCAUCCUGGAAGACCAUAUUAUGCUCUUGGAUUUCCAAGAAUAUGUUAUUUACCAGAUACAGAAAAAGGCAGACGAGUUUUAUCAUUGUUAAGUAAAGCAUUUGAAAAAAGGUUAGUAUUUACUGUUAGACUUUCAAUGACUACUGGAAAUGAAUAUGUAGUAGCAUGGAAUGGUAUCAUACAUAAAUCAGAUUUUGAAACUAGAUUACCUCAUGGUUUUCUAGAUGAGUGUAUUAAUCAAUUGGCAGCUCAUGGUGUUAUCUAAUUUAUUUAAGGUAUUAUUUUUAAAAAUAAAAUGUUCUAUAGUUUAUUUUUUUUUUGUAAUAGGAAAAUUUCCUAUUAUAGUUUUAUUCUUAGCCACAUUUUUUAAUUUAUUUACAAUUUUACUAAUAAUUUAUUUUGUAUAAAUAAAUUAAAAUAAAAAAAUUAAUUGGACCCAAAAAUUUUAUUAAUUUAUUGAUCUCUUUUAUUUAAUAAUAUUUUUUUCAUUAAAACUUAAACUUUAUUUAACAUUCUCUAUUUUUUUUUAUUUAAUGUAAACUACUUACAGAUUGCAAUCUAUGAAUCAAUGUUAUAAUAUUGAGUAAAUUUGUAACAAUAUUAUGAUAUAUUUAAAUCAAUUAUAUGUAAAUGUCAAUGGUGAUUGGAAGAAACUAUCUAAGUCAUAAAUAAAUUUAUAUCAUACAUGAUUUUAAAAUAUCAUUUGAUUACUUUGUUUCACCAAUACAUACAUAAAAUUUUUUUGAAUCAUGUAUGUCAAAAAUUUAAAUAAACAUAAUAAAUAUGUAGACAGUUUUUCCAGUGCACCACUAAUUUAAUGAUCGUGAUUAUCAUAUUAAUUAUAUAGGUUAUUUUUGUAAUACUAAC
Messenger RNA from Daktulosphaira vitifoliae (grape phylloxera), 2282 nucleotides. It is a transcript of the gene dx, whose product is annotated as protein deltex. NCBI's taxonomy places the organism in Eukaryota, Metazoa, Arthropoda, Insecta, Hemiptera, Phylloxeridae. Gene Ontology annotation, biological process: Notch signaling pathway; protein ubiquitination. Gene Ontology annotation, cellular component: nucleoplasm. The transcript is spliced from 9 exons. Gene Ontology annotation, molecular function: zinc ion binding; ubiquitin protein ligase activity. The record is from RefSeq and is a predicted model, not a curated record. The coding region runs from base 1 to 1680 and encodes 559 amino acids.